AAAACUCCAUCCAAAACUGCAUUUUUGGCGUCUUCACUUCUUGCAGAGGUUUCUAACAGCUAUAUCUUCACUCUUCACCGCUUCCAGAUCCUCAAGAAAUAUCCUUUUACAGCGCAAAAUUCUACUGCUGACUCCACCACUGGCAGGAGAUCAAAACAGUUAUGUGAAGUGGAGUGCAAUGGACUGAGUUUGUGUUCUUGGAUUGUGGUAAAAGUCUCUUGUAACCAAACAAUAAAAUAACGAAAAGCACAUUUAUUGUCAUAAAAAGAAUCUGCAGCUGUAAAAAUGACUGAAAAUGGGACUCACGAUCUGCCCAAUUGUAAAGACUUCCUUGCCCAAAUAGGUCCAAUUGAUACCUUGCUAGGUUCAGUGUCUUACAAUGAGAUUGAUAACACUGAUGGCAAACCGCAGCAACUCCGAACCAGCGCCCGCGUUUUUAAAAAAAUGAAAUUCGACCUUUCUGUAAGCGCUGCUCUUGAAAAGAGUAAAGAAAAGAAAGAAGAAGUGAAACCAGAGGAGGUCAAACCCGAGGUUAAAAAAUACGUCAGUACUCUGUGGAUUUCUGAAGAGAAAAAAAUGUUCUUUGAGGCUUUGAAUGAGUUUGGGAAGGAUUUUGAAAGUAUCCAUUCUUAUAUAUGCACGAGGUUAAAAAAGAAGGGUAUUCCGGACGAUCAGCUUAAAACAAAGCCACAAAUCAGACAUUUUUAUUACAAAACGUUUCACAUGUUGAGUGGUAACUUAAAAUUCAACGAAAAAGUUCCAAAAAAUGUGCAAGAACUGUACACUUUGAUUAAUUAUGGUGAACUGAGGAAAAAAGUUGGAUCCGUGUCAAAAAAAUGUAUGAGUAGGGUAGGUGAGCUCAUAAACAAUGGUUAUAUCGCGUUAAGAGUGAAAGGUAAAAUGAUUAAAGUGAAAACGCCAAUGUGUAGAGCACUGAGAAGAUUAAAUCAGUUGGAUGAAAAGUAUGACGAUUUGAAACUCCCCACGAGGGUUUUGGUUGAGCUAAGACCCAAAGACAUGGUGUCUUUUUUAAAAGUUCAAAGCAUAGCGCAGAAUCCGCGUAUCAAAGUAGCACUGGCGCUACAGAAGCGGCUUAGCUCACUCAUCACAUGCAUGAACACUAGGUGGAAGAGCUCAGAAGCCGUUGUAUAUGAUAAAGCUGUGAUUUCAACCAACCCUAUUACAAAGGAUCGUGUACCUGAGCAAAAAGUAAUUGAUGAAAAUUCCUUAUUAUUAAACCCUCUAUUAAGAUUAUCACCUCCACCAGAUGCUCACGUGGAAUUGCCUUCAAUAGAUAUAAGUGAAUAUUUUACAGGUCAAAGUAUCUCUUUACGCGCUUUUGAGAUGAGGAAAGGUGUUAGAACUCAAGAAGAAAUAAAAAAAGAAGAACCCGACAUAAAAACCGAAAAAUCCCCAACCAAACCAACUAAUGAUGAAAUCAUUAGUGGCGAAAGUGCGAAAACGUCAGUGAAUAAAUCCGUAAACGAAGCAGUGAACACGAUUUUAUCACUGCAAGAGACGCACACUAAAAUUGAUAGUAAAAACGACAGUAAAAACAAUAUAGUUAAAGUCAAUCCCAAAGAUGUACCUUUAGAAGAGAAGAAGGCAAGAAUAAGUCAAAUUAGAGAGGGGUGGACGGUGGAAACGUGCGGGAGUUUGACAAUAGGAGAGCUUUACUUAAUGUUCGGCGUCGACUCGAGAUUGGUUCUUGAGUACAACUGGGACCCGUUGAAGGUUAAAUCACAAGACGACGAAAUAACCGAGGACUGUAAAAUUUCAAUCAAGAAAGAAAACAGUGUCAAAAUUUCGAUGAAGAAAGAAAACGAUCUCACGAAUUCACCCAAAAAAGAAAACGAUCUCACGAAUUCCUUGAAGAAGUUGCUGUCUUUGGCCAAACUUCAUUCUACUAAACCUGUGGUGAAGUGUUCGUGUGGACACGUUUGUGGUGUUAACACUACUAGUGCUACUACUAGUAGUAAAAGUACUCCACAAUUUAAAAAACCGGCGACUACAAAAGUGGUUAAGAAAACUCCAGUGGUUCAUGAAAAAACUGCCGUUGAAGAAAAACUCGAGAACACAAACGCGAAUCCACCACCAGUUGUAAAAGAACAACCAAAUGACGAUUUCGAGGAAGAUCGACAUUUCCUUGCAACAACAAAUUCGGUUGUACAGUUUAUGAACCAGCGUGAUAGUAUUAACAAGCUAAAUCGGGCUAGAGGUAGAAGUAGGUAUAAGCAGCUAGUGGUGGAACGUAAAUUAGUUCCUAAUAAGUCGGAAAGUAAGCAUCAAAUCGUGACUAUGAAUAUUGUAUCUCAGGAUAAUACGCCAAGCGUAGAGUUAAACAAUAAGGGUAACUCUGACGACACAUCAAACAAUUCCGGGCUUCCAUCUCUUUUACGGGGCGAUACUAAGGUUGAUACUGGUAAGGUAGUGGAGGAUACUUGCGUUUCUGAGAAAAGUUUUAGCGGGUUUUUGGAUGAUAAUCCAAGUUCUAAUUUAUCAGGAAUAUCAAAAAUUUUGAAAGAGAAUGAAAAUCAAUGGAUUAAUUCUGAUGUAGCGGACUAUUCAUUGAGUAGUUUACUUGGACACUUGGAUUGUCCUACGAAAAAUGAGGACACUCAAAUGUCACAACUUUCUCAGGAUGUUGAUGCCCAACUGCGCACCUUACUAAUAGAAACCAGCGUGGAUUACACCGCCAAAUUCGCAGAUCUAGCUGCUCAAGUUGUUGAUAAUAAAAAGUAAACGACCAAUGUGCACAUGUUUAUAGUAUUAUAUUUGUAGUAAACUAUACUUACUGUUUAAUAACAUUUAUGUAAUAUGAAUACGCAUAGGUUUUUAUCCCUGUAAAAAGAUUUAUAUUUGGUAAUGUUGUAUACGGUUUGCAAUAAUCCCUACUUGUUUAUUAAGAUUGUGAUAGAAUUGUGUAUAUGUACCAUACUGACAUUAUAGAAUUUUUUUUAACAAAAA
Messenger RNA from Zophobas morio, 2967 nucleotides. RefSeq lists its product as uncharacterized. Bases 286 to 2742 code for a protein of 818 amino acids. Lineage: Eukaryota; Metazoa; Arthropoda; Insecta; Coleoptera; Tenebrionidae. Gene Ontology annotation, biological process: pattern specification process. The record is from RefSeq and is a predicted model, not a curated record. Gene Ontology annotation, molecular function: chromatin binding. Gene Ontology annotation, cellular component: nucleus. The transcript is spliced from 12 exons.